Pseudoliparis swirei is the source of this 3222-nucleotide messenger RNA. It is a transcript of the gene hbp1, whose product is annotated as HMG-box transcription factor 1. The transcript has 10 exons. NCBI's taxonomy places the organism in Eukaryota, Metazoa, Chordata, Actinopteri, Perciformes, Liparidae. The coding region runs from base 948 to 2300 and encodes 450 amino acids. Gene Ontology annotation, molecular function: RNA binding; RNA polymerase II cis-regulatory region sequence-specific DNA binding; DNA-binding transcription factor activity, RNA polymerase II-specific. The record is from RefSeq and is a predicted model, not a curated record. Gene Ontology annotation, cellular component: nucleus. Gene Ontology annotation, biological process: regulation of transcription by RNA polymerase II.
UUUCCAACGGAGGGCAGAGAGGUUGCGUCAUGCCUCAACUUGUUGACAUUCUUUUGUUUACAGUGUUGAACCCGACCGCCUCUGGGUCUCAGACGAGGACACUGCUGCUACUUUUGCGGAGUGGGGUGGGACAUGAACUGUUAGGCCCGCUAUGCAAAACGGUCUUUUGGGCAUGAUGGUACUUUUUAAACGCGUAAUAACGGUUUGACGUUGGUUUACAUCCGCGUUUACAAAGUCAACACGUCGGUUCAUCGGCGCAUGCAGAGAUUGGUGGGUUGUUAGAUCGCUAAACGCUGAUAGCCAUUUAAACUGUAAACUUGUAAACUGAUUGCUUUGAUGUUCUCAGCUUCAUCUCUUUUUUUAAAACGUUUCAUGUAUGCAAACACCAACGUAUGUUCAAAUCGGAAUACAAAAUAUGACGAUGUCAUUUUCAACUUUCACCCUUCGAGCCUCCAUAUGGUACUUUUAUAAAAAAAUGUCAGCUAUUUUUUCACUUUUACUACGCAGUCGAAUGAAUGGGCUCUGGUACGCAUGCGCCAAAUAUUUUUCAAGUUUAUAAACAAGGCCUCCACGCAGCGGGUCACAUGACGAGUCACAGAGGUAUACUGUCGAUUGAGAGACAAAGGAUUUCCUCAAGGCUGCCUACCUAUUCCAUCUUAUUGUUGUCAAGCGUGACACAUUUUAAGAUUAUUACAUACUAUCCUGGGUAUUUACUUGAAAUAAUUUGACCAAUUACGGGAAUGAUUAAAGGUUUAAUCCACGGAUCCGCUUACUAUGUAUUAAUGAAACCUCAUUACUCUAAACAAAGCGCAUACCACCAUAUGUCUGCAAUUACAAAGGAUCUGUUUUCUGAUGUUGUCCCUUUUUUGUUUUGCAUAAAACCAGCUGAUGCGGCAACAGAAGCAGAGUCAUUAAACAUAAAAAGGAAAUAGCAGAACAUUGUGAAAAUGAACAAUUCUUUUGAUCUACUCAAGUGCAAUGAGGACCUGCCUUCCUCACCCGGGUGCCACAUGGAUUAUGAUGACAUGCCAGAGCUGCAGGAGGUGGAGGAGGACCAGAGGUCUCCAGGAUUGUUUCAGGUUGGAGCAGGAGUGUCUCACCAGGAGCUCCGCAGCUCGCCGAGCACCAACUGGCUCGCUGAGCUGGCCAACAUCGCCACCAGUCCUCAGAGCUCCCUGCUGAAGAGCGCCCCACAUAAGAGAUCAUCUCCAGUCCACAUCUUUGGCACCAGUAAUAGUUUACAUUCUUACGCCCGUCCCCCCUUAGCCAGUAGCGCACCCACCCAGUCCAGAGGCCACCUCAGGGUGCGCAGGCGUGUCAGGGCCAGCAGUGAAUCCGAGUCUGGAGUUUUCUCAAUGUCCUCAUCUUUUUCUGACGACGAAGACAUGGCCUGGUCUCACUCUUGGCCCUCCACAGCCUGGUAUUGCUUCCUUAAAGGAACUCGCCUGCGCUUCCAUCGAGGCCCUAAUGUGGAGUGGCAGGAUGCUGAUGAACUUGGAGAUUCUGACGAUGAGUCAGAAGAUGAAACCAUGAUGCCGUCCUCCUCCUCUCUUAUUAAGAGAUACGGUUCAGAGGGUCUGAAGUUGGUGAGCCACGAAGAGACUGUAUCUUUUGGCCAGGCGGUUCUUAAACUGACCUUUGACCCUGGCUCACCCGAUGACGGCUUCUUAACAGCCGAAUGCCGAUUGGAUCACCCAUUUUAUGUCAAAAAUAAAGGUUGGUCUUCCUUUUAUCCGAGCCUUACCGUGGUGCACCAUGGGAUCCCUUGCUAUGAGAUGCAGUUGGGAAACGUGUGCCUGCCACCGAGCCACCCAGAAGCCAUAAACUGUGAUGACUCUGUCGUCUUUGACACUUUCAGAAGUUAUGACUUCACCCCACUCGACUCCUCUGCGGUGUAUGUGCUCAGCAGCAUGGCCCGUCAACGUAAGACCUCCCUGUCCAGCGUCAGUCCAGACUGUGAUAAACUCGAGCGCUCCAGCUCCCCACAAUCCUCCACUGGCAAAUCAAACAGGAGCCUCAGCUCAGGGACAGCCACCGUUGCCACGCCUACAAAAUGCAAGCGGCCAAUGAAUGCCUUCAUGCUCUUCGCCAAGAAGUACAGGGUGGAGUACACGCAUAUGUAUCCUGGGAAAGACAACAGAGCCAUAAGUGUCAUCCUGGGUGACAAGUGGAAGAAGAUGAAGAAUGAGGAGAGGAGCCUGUACACCAUGGAGGCCAAAGCUCUGGCUGAGGAGCAGAAACGACUCAAUCCAGACUGCUGGAAGCGUAAAAGAACCAACUCCGGUUCCCAGCAGACCUAGAUGAUCUCCCAGAAAGCCCAGCUGUCGGUUGCUUUGACACGGAGAGGUGCUGGACAGAGUGUGAUGGACCGCUUGAUGCCUCUUUGCUCGCCUGUACUCUGGACUCGACUGUGAUGCUGACUUCGUUGCUUUUUGUAACCUCGAAAAACACUCGAGGCGACCAAGAAUUAUGAACUAUAAACAAAUCAUGUAAUCUAGUCACUAACAGUGCAUAUAUUUUCGUAUAUCUUUAAUUAUCAAAGACAUCUUAUUCCCCUGAAAUAAGAAUCAACCUCAUUAAUUUGCUUUCCUAUUCAAGGCGAGAGCACGUGGUGCUACGCCUCCGUCGAUGGAGGAGAACACGAUGUGUGUCGGUUUUAUUAUUGUAAAAAAGGGGGAAUUAUUAGCUAACUUUUUUCCACAACUGUUCAAAUGAUUUCUAUUUGUAAGAUUCAAUACGCUGCACAGAGUGGUAACCCUUUCAUACAUUUUGUAAUACAGUAUAUAAUCUGCAGGUGAACUAUUGCCAUGUUUUUAGAUGUUUGCUCGACCACCACCUGGCCAUACGACGAGAGGGCUUUCAGCAUGUGGUGGUGGGUUCAUACUCAGUCACAAAGCACUUCAGGCCUUUGCUUUAAAUGUGUGUUUGUUCUUCACUUUAUAUAAAUAUGUAAUCUAUACAGUUAUUGUAUACUGGUGGAAACCGUUUGUUUAAUACAGCUCGUAUCUUGACAGUUCGCUGUUUGACACGAUCAUGGCCCCAGUAGCUGUGCUCUGCUUUCAGGUUGCUCUUGAAUUUUAAGUGCUUUGUUCAUAAUGUACAGGUUUCACAGCCCCAACAACCUCUUGCACAAAAUAUCCUUGUAUCAUAUUAUAAAUAAUGUUUUUUUUUUUUUUUUAAACAGUAAAAGUGUUUGGUUCUUCUCAUACACUGUCAUCACAA